Messenger RNA from Rhododendron vialii, 1442 nucleotides. Its product is annotated as peroxidase RIP1-like. Lineage: Eukaryota; Viridiplantae; Streptophyta; Magnoliopsida; Ericales; Ericaceae. Gene Ontology annotation, biological process: response to oxidative stress; hydrogen peroxide catabolic process. The transcript is spliced from 3 exons. Gene Ontology annotation, molecular function: peroxidase activity; heme binding. Bases 23 to 1174 code for a protein of 383 amino acids. The record is from RefSeq and is a predicted model, not a curated record.
AUUUGAAUACGCAACCAUAACCAUGGCCACUACUACUGUUCAUUCUUUUGUGUGUUUCGUUGUUUUCUUUUCCAUGGUUGUCGUCCCUUCUUCGUCAGGACAACUACAUCGUGAUUUUUGCAACAAUACUCCUAAUUCGUCGGGACAACUAACUCCCAAUUAUUACAGGUUCAGUUGCCCAAAUGUGUUUAACACAGUCAGAAGAAUCGUCGAGCAGGCGAUCAAGUGCGACCCCCGCAUGGGAGCGUCUCUUCUCCGUCUCCAUUUUCAUGACUGUUGGGUCAAUGGUUGCGAAGGAUCGGUUCUACUGAUUGACAUAGGUAACUUCAUCGGCGAGCAGUCGGCUAUUCCCAACAAGAAUUCACUCAGGGGAUUUGACGUGGUUGCUCAAAUAAAAGCCGAGUUAAACUCAGUUUGUCGAUGCGGCAAUGUGGUGUCCUGCGCCGAUAUCUUAGCCAUUGCAGCACGCGACUCUAUCGACAUUUUGGGAGGUCCAUGGUACCAAGUAUUACUUGGCAGACUGGACUCAUUGACAGCAAGCUUAGCAGAUGCCAAUACAAAUCUCCCAUCCCCAUUUUCCAACUUCACAAAACUCAUCGCAAACUUCCUGUCUCAUGGUUUCGGGCUAAAAGACUUGGUUGUCCUCUCCGGCGCCCACACCAUCGGCCUCGCAAGGUGCGUCACUUUCCGGUCCAGAAUUUACAAAGACAACGACAUCAACUCCAACUUCGCCAACGGAUUGGAAACAACGUGCCCCGCUAACGCCAGCCUCGGAGGCAACAACACGGCUCCGCUUGACGCGACCACAAAUGUAUUCGACACGGUGUACUAUCGGGAGCUGACGCGGCAAAUGGGUCUGCUCCAUUCGGAUCAAGAGCUGUACAGCGGCGGAAACCAGACGAGCGCUGAUCUGGUGACGAAAUAUAGCAAAAAUCGAGCUGCUUUCUGGGAGGAUUUCGUUGUGUCCAUAAUCAAGAUGGGGAAUUUGCCUCCUGCUAGUGGUAACGGACAAGUCAGAUGCAACUGCAGCAUAGUUAACAAUCCCUCCCCGCCAAACAAUCUUGGAACAACAACUAGUUGUCCCUCCCCACCAGCUAGUUUCUUCAAUCCUGGAACUGAUCCAACUCAUUGCCCCUCUCACCCAACCAGUUCGCCCAAUCUUGGAAGUCCAUAAACACAGUGAUUACUAUCGAAAAGUUUCGGGUUUUCAAAGAAACCCAUCACUUUUUCGACAUUCUGCGCAAUUGAUUAGCACAUCACAGCUGCAUCCCCCGCAUUACUCUUGUUAACCAAGCAAUUGCAUGAAAUAAUUUCUUCUUUUCCUGCUUCUGCAGAUUGUAUUAGUCUUUUUUAUUUGGUAUCUAAUGUUCGCUUUGUGAAGUUGAAAUACUUUCGUUGUAUUAUCAUGUCUAGAGAUAAUGAAUAAAAGUUUUCCUUUCUUA